ACUACCUUCAUGCUGCGUAUGUGGACAACAAAGUAGAACUGGCCACUGGGCAUAAUGUGUUUGUUUUAAUUAAACCGAUUAAUAAAAGUUUUGACCCUGACUACAGUUGACGGAAGGAGCAUACAGCAUGGGGAAAAAGGACAAGGGGGAUCGAGAGCGGUAUAAGUCCAAGAAGAGGUACUACGAGGAAGACAACGAUGAUGAGGAGGCUGGAGGUAGCGAGUCGCAGGAGGCUAUCCCUGCCGCUGCGGGGAAGCAGGUGGAUGAGGCGGCCGCCAAAGUAGACGAGUACGGUGCCAAAGACUACCGCCUCCAGAUGCAGCUGAAAAACGACUUUGGAUCACGUCCUCUCUGGGUGGCUCCGGAUGGCCACAUAUUCCUCGAGGCCUUCUCCCCGGUCUACAAGUAUGCCCAGGACUUCCUGGUGGCGAUAGCUGAGCCUGUGUGUCGGCCGAUACAUCUGCACGAGUACAAGCUGACGGCCUACUCGCUGUACGCCGCCGUGAGCGUGGGUCUGCAGACCUCGGACAUCAUCGAGUACCUGGAGAAACUCAGCAAGACCUCCGUGCCCGAGGGCAUAGCGCAGUUCAUCAAGCUUUGCACGGUGAGCUAUGGCAAAGUGAAGCUGGUCCUGAAACACAACAGGUACUUUGUGGAGAGUGCCUAUCCUGAGGUCAUUCAGAGGCUGCUGCAGGAUGCGGUGGUGAGGGACUGCCGCCUGCGUACGGCCGAAGGGGAGGAGACCGAACUCAUCACAGAAGUCAUCUCCAGCAAAUCUGCUAUCUCCAAGACGGUGACAGACAACGGGGCUUCGUCGUCGUCGUCGGGCCAGCCUGGCGAGGGUGGUGACGCGGCGGGCAGCAAGGUGCCAGAGGACAUCUUCAGCUACUACGAGCAGAUGGACAAGGAUGAGGAGGAGGAGGAGGAGACGCAGACCGUCUCCUUCGAGAUACGACAGGAGAUGAUUGAGGAGCUUCAGAAGCGCUGUAUCAAUCUGGAGUACCCUCUCCUGGCGGAGUACGACUUCCGCAACGACACGGUGAACCCCGACAUCAACAUGGACCUGAAGCCCACGGCCGUCCUGCGGCCCUACCAGGAGAAGAGCCUCCGCAAGAUGUUCGGAAACGGACGCGCACGCUCCGGCGUUAUCGUGCUGCCCUGCGGUGCGGGUAAGUCCCUGGUGGGCGUGACUGCAGCCUGCACGGUCCGCAAGCGUUGUCUGGUGCUGGGAAACUCCUCCGUGUCUGUGGAGCAGUGGAAGGCCCAGUUCAAGAUGUGGUCGACCAUCGACGACUCGCAGAUCUGCCGCUUCACGUCGGACGCCAAGGACAAGCCCAUCGGCUGCUCGGUGGCCAUCAGCACCUACUCCAUGCUGGGCCACACCACCAAGCGCUCCUGGGAGGCCGAGAGGGUCAUGGAGUGGAUGAAGAGCCAGGAGUGGGGGCUCAUUAUUCUGGACGAGGUGCACACCAUCCCUGCCAAGAUGUUCCGUCGCGUGCUGACCAUCGUGCAGGCGCACUGCAAGCUGGGACUGACGGCCACUCUGGUGCGAGAAGACGACAAGAUCGUAGACCUGAACUUCCUCAUUGGGCCGAAACUCUUCGAGGCCAACUGGAUGGAGCUGCAAAACAACGGCUACAUCGCCAAAGUGCAGUGUGCUGAGGUGUGGUGCCCCAUGUCUCCUGAGUUCUACCGGGAGUAUGUGGCCAUUAAGACCAAGAAGCGCAUCCUGCUGUACACCAUGAACCCCAACAAGUUCCGCGCCUGCCAGUUCCUCAUCCGCUUCCACGAGCGCCGCAACGACAAGAUCAUCGUGUUCGCAGACAAUGUCUUCGCAUUGAAGGAAUACGCCAUUCGCCUCAACAAACCCUUCAUCUACGGUCCAACUUCGCAAGGAGAGCGUAUGCAGAUCCUGCAGAACUUCAAACACAACCCUAAGAUUAACACCAUCUUCAUCUCCAAGGUGGGUGACACCUCGUUCGAUCUUCCUGAGGCAAACGUCCUCAUUCAGAUCUCCUCCCACGGAGGCUCCAGGCGACAGGAAGCCCAGAGGCUGGGCAGAGUCCUCCGAGCCAAGAAAGGCAUGGUGGCGGAGGAGUACAACGCCUACUUCUACUCGCUGGUGUCCCAGGACACCCAGGAGAUGGCCUACUCCAGCAAGAGACAGCGCUUCCUGGUGGACCAGGGAUACAGCUUCAAGGUGAUUACCAAGAUGGCGGGCAUGGAGGAGGAGGACCUGAUGUUCGGCACGCGGGAGGAGCAGCAGCAGCUCCUGCAGAAGGUCCUGGCCGCCUCCGACCUGGACGCAGAGGAGGAGGUGGUCAUGGGGGAGAUGGGCAGCGGCAGACCUCAGUUCCAGAGGCGGCCGGGUACAAUGAGUUCCAUGUCGGGGGCGGAUGAUGCCAUCUACAUGGAGUACCAGUUCGGCCGCAGCAAAGGGGCAUCCGCAAAGGGGCAACACUCACAUCCUCUCUUCAAGCGCUUCCGCAAGUGAACCUCUCUACUGGCAGCUCUGUAACGUGACAAUAACCCCUCUCCACCAUCUUUACAAUCUCCCAGAGGGAUUGUGACAAGUGGUCCCACUCCGUUGUCCCUUUUUCGACACCGUCACUCUCCUAUGACAACCAAGUGUAGCAGGUGCUGAGCCCUGUUUGUCCCCGAGUUGCAGUCGCACCUAAGAGACUUGUGGCUGCAGGUGGAACCAGAACCGGAGUUACAUGUUGCUUGUAAAGGUGCUGCUGUAACACCACCAGAGUGUGAAAGGUUACAGGUGAGACAGCAGAGACUUGCGGAAACGGAAAAUGAAUAUAGACGGGCCGGAUAUAGACUUGAACUUGAAACAGAAUGGCACGAAAUGCAUUCCCGUUGUGCUUUUGCAUUAGUUUUUGCUGAAGCAAGUCAGUAGACUUCUAUUUGGAAGUCGUUUUGUUCAUUGACUUUCAAGUUGAAUUGUUUUUUGUUUUGUCUUUUGUUCAUUGACAUUUUUUGUUGAAGGCUUCUGAGGACUUUGUGUUCAGGUGAAGAACAGACAUUCAUGACUUUGAGGUAAUUCACCGUCACCUAACCCUUUCAUUUUUGUUUCUGUUACUUAAAAUAUUAAUUAAUGAUUUAAAAAAAGAUAAUAAUGAAUAGGUAAGUGCGGGUAUGAAGAAGGCAAAAGGCUACAUGCAUAACACUGGAUAGCCCUCGGAUGUCCUUGAUUUGGAGUUCAUACUCUUCACUUGGUGUGUUGUGUUGAAAUGAAAUAUAAUAAACUGCAUAAAAGUGAA
Engraulis encrasicolus (European anchovy) is the source of this 3269-nucleotide messenger RNA. RefSeq names its product excision repair cross-complementation group 3 (gene ercc3). NCBI's taxonomy places the organism in Eukaryota, Metazoa, Chordata, Actinopteri, Clupeiformes, Engraulidae. Gene Ontology annotation, biological process: transcription initiation at RNA polymerase II promoter; nucleotide-excision repair. The coding region runs from base 128 to 2494 and encodes 788 amino acids. The transcript is spliced from 16 exons. Gene Ontology annotation, molecular function: hydrolase activity; ATP binding; 3'-5' DNA helicase activity. Gene Ontology annotation, cellular component: transcription factor TFIIH holo complex; nucleotide-excision repair factor 3 complex; transcription preinitiation complex. The record is from RefSeq and is a predicted model, not a curated record.